AUGCUUCAAAUACAAUAACUUUGUUAAGAUUCAGGUUUAUCUUGUGGAAGAGGAAUUUUUAUUGGAAUAUAUUCUGGAUUAAUUUUUGCUAUAUCAAUCUAUUGUUUAAUAAAGCUUUAUGGAUUUAUGGGUAGAAUUUCAUAUGAAAUGAUCCCUUUAACUACAUGUGCCAUACAAUCUUUUUUGCAUUUCAUCAAUGACAUUUUUUUAGUUACUAACUCUUUAUAAAUUGUUAUUAUUUACUUUUGUUUACAAACAUUUAUAUUGAUAUCUCAAAGCUUUUUUCAUUUAUACUAUAAAAUUACGUACUCCAAAGAAGAAUUUUAAGGAUAUAGAUUAAAAUAAAAAUAUAGCUUAAUUAUAUUUUAUAUUGUAUUUACUUCGAUUAUAAUAAUAAAUUUGAUUAAAAUAGAUGAUAAUAAUUGUUUAAUAUAUUUUGAUGUAGGAUUGGCAUUAUAAUUUAUAAUAAUAUUUUUUAGUGUUUUAGUUUCAAUACUUUAUGGUUAAAAAUUAAAACAUGAAAUGAACAGACAUGAAAAAACAAAUGUGACUAAAAUUGCAAAUUACUAGACUACAGCAGUGCAGAUAGUUCUAAGUUCAUCCGCAAUUUUAGAAUUUUUAAUGUCAAUUUUAUCUCUUACUACAUUUUAAGGAUUAUUUUGUAAUUUACCAUUAAAUAAUAAAAAUGAUUCAGGAUUUACACCUGGAGAGAAUGUAUAUUUAACUUUUUUCUCAAUGAUAGAAAUGACACCUUGUAUUUUAGUACCUAUAAUAUUUUUUUAUUUGCCUUAAAUACCAUAAUAAUAGAGUCAACAAAAUGAGUUUAACUUAAAUGAUACAUUUUUAUUAUAAACUGCAAGAUAAUCAUUAGAUUUUAGUGGAUUAUUAAGUAUGUCUAUUGAAUAAAAAUAAUGA
This is a messenger RNA of Paramecium sonneborni, 915 nucleotides long. The record is from the annotation of a GenBank genome assembly. NCBI's taxonomy places the organism in Eukaryota, Ciliophora, Oligohymenophorea, Peniculida, Parameciidae.